Molecule: messenger RNA, 689 nt
Organism: Aspergillus eucalypticola CBS 122712
Lineage: Eukaryota; Fungi; Ascomycota; Eurotiomycetes; Eurotiales; Aspergillaceae
Exons: 1
Coding region: 71-433 (120 amino acids)
Source: RefSeq, a predicted model, not a curated record
CAGAACAGAUAAUAUGAAACCAUAAUAUCAACACCUUAUCCAUCUCUCCUACGAGCUGCCAAUAGUCGAAAUGACGCCCGAGCAAUUCAAAUCUAUCUGGGAUAGAAUAUUUACCGGAAACCCAAAUGAAGCUCGUUCAUUCUGUGAAGAAGUUUUCAACCCCAACUAUGUGCGCUUGGAAGCUGGCAGUGACCGAACGGACUUUGAGCGCGCCGUCGAGAAAAUUACUUUCUUCCGCCAAAACUGCAGGAAAAUCAAUAGUUCCUUGCUAUUUUUCGCUUACGACAACAAGAAGCUUGCUGCACGACUAAUUUGUAAUUUUGCAAUGGGUGAGGAAGAGGAGAAGAAGAUUGAGGUUAUGAUUAUGGUGGAGCUUGACGACGAGGAGAAGUGGGUGUCUGCUUGGGAACUGAUCUCUCCAUAUUCGGGUUGAUUUUGGGGUCAAGUGCGACCGGAUACAUAUUUUGCUUUUGUUGGGGCGUGAGCCUGAAGCAUAUACCGGCUCAAUGUUCUAUUAUUAGAGGAAUGCGAAGUACUUGGUGAGAUUGUGAUACUGGUGUAUCCUCUUUCUACUACUUAGUUAUAAACCCGGAAUAUGUUCGGGGGUUACUCUUGGCAUAUUUGUUCAGCAAUGCACUACUUUAAUUUUUAUAGCGUGUUUCCGGCUAUUGCUACUCGAUUUCUAAAUG